AUGGAAGAUAGGGAUCAUUGUUGUUCCAACGAUUCAACGAUCACGAAGAGAAGAAGAAGAAGCAGAAGCCCGACAACAACCUCGGAGAAAUCGAAGAAGCAACACCGCGAGAAACCUAUGAAACCGUACCGAGGAAUACGGAUGAGGAAGUGGGGAAAGUGGGUGGCGGAGAUCAGAGAACCCAACAAAAGGUCCAGGAUUUGGUUGGGUUCGUAUACGACGCCCGUCGCCGCGGCACGCGCCUACGACACCGCCGUUUUCUACCUCCGAGGACCCUCCGCGCGCCUCAAUUUCCCCGAACUUUUGUUCCAGGACGAGGUCGACGGGGCUAAUUAUGACGAUUCCGAGAACAUGUCCGCUGAUUCCAUUCGCCGUAAAGCCACGCAAGUCGGCGCCAGAGUCGACGCGCUCCAAACCGCGCUUCUCCACCACGCGCCCUCGCUCAACCCCUCUCCCAUCUCCCUCAAACCCGACUUGAACGAGUUUCCAAAACUCGAAGACCUUCAAGAUUGA
Sphenostylis stenocarpa is the source of this 513-nucleotide messenger RNA. Lineage: Eukaryota; Viridiplantae; Streptophyta; Magnoliopsida; Fabales; Fabaceae. The record is from the annotation of a GenBank genome assembly.